Pleurotus ostreatus (oyster mushroom) is the source of this 771-nucleotide messenger RNA. RefSeq lists its product as uncharacterized. The transcript has a single exon. Bases 1 to 771 code for a protein of 256 amino acids. The record is from RefSeq and is a predicted model, not a curated record. Lineage: Eukaryota; Fungi; Basidiomycota; Agaricomycetes; Agaricales; Pleurotaceae.
AUGGCCGUUUUGCUUCCCAAGUACCCAUCACCCAUGAAUCCUGCAAAGUACUCUCGACGCACUGCGACCUCAGUCAUGGCGGGCGCCUUCGAUAUACCACCACCGAGGGACGUGUUGACGAGCUUGUUAAAUGGGGUUGGUCCGUAUAAAGUCGUGGAGAAGGACGAGGAGCAGAGGCGCAACAGAAAGAGGGAGAAGAGGGAGCGCGAGCGGGAAAGGAAGAGGCAGAAAGCAGCGGGCAAACAACGCGAACCCUCAUUCAGCGAUCGUGGAAUUAGUGCUCAGACCCCCGCGCAGGUGGCGAGCAGCAGCAGCAGCGUCGUUCCCGCCGUCCCCCAGCCGCCUACCGCCACCACAUCGUCAUUCUGGCGCGCACGACCUGCCAUACACAUUCCUUCUAUGCCGAGGUCAUUGUCUGUGACACCGCCACCGUCGUUUCCAAUCCGCACGCCAUCCACGCCAGCGUCGACGCCAGGGCCGGACGACUCAUCCAGCACUUCGCGCACAUCAUCUAAGCGACCUAGGACACCCGAUGAUUUCGAGCCUAUUGAUACGGCACACGCGAUGGGCUCCCCGCCGCCUUCUACUCCCAGACAACCUCGGAAGCGACGGGUGGCAGUGAAGAAAGGAUGGAAGGGAUGGGUCGAGGGCUCGCCACCCCCGUCGGAGAAGCUUAUCAAUCUCGAUGCUGUGCCCGUACUGCAAGAACGCCGCACUCGCAGUGGCAAAAACUUCGACGCUAUUGGUGUUGGCAAGGAAGGCUGGGUCUAG